This is a messenger RNA of Iphiclides podalirius (scarce swallowtail), 1131 nucleotides long. The record is from the annotation of a GenBank genome assembly. NCBI's taxonomy places the organism in Eukaryota, Metazoa, Arthropoda, Insecta, Lepidoptera, Papilionidae.
AUGCAGAACAUCGAUCCGCUGGAGUUCGCCAACAUCCUGGCCACCGAGCUGUGGUGCCAGCAGUUGGCGAACCUCGAGGGCCUCCAGUCGGGGGUACCAACACGCACCACGGCUACCAUAACGCCCACCCAGCUGCGCAACUUCGAGCAGACUUACAUCGAGCUCACCAACUGCCGGGGCGAGCAGGCCAACCACGCGGGCUUCGUGCCACCUUCGGUCACGCACGCCAACAAUUACGGCAUCCUGAACACGGUGGGCUACUGCGAGACGGGCCCGACGACCGCGCUGCACGUGUCGCCGGGCCCGCUAUCGGCCAGCGAAAGCAGCAGCAGCCCCGGCCUGCCGGCACCCAAGAGGCGCAACAUGGGCGGCAGGAGGCCCACUAAGGCGCCCCAGGACCUCACGCCCGAGGAGGAAGAGAGACGCAAGAUACGCCGCGAGCGCAACAAGAUGGCGGCCGCGCGCUGCCGCAAGCGCCGCCUCGACCACACCAACGAGCUGCAGGAGGAGACGGACAAGCUCGAGGAGAAGAAGCAGUCGCUGCAGGACGAGAUAAGGAAGCUGAACGCGGACCGCGAGCACCUGCAGGCGAUACUGCAGAACCAUCUGCAGUCGUGCCGGCUGAACAAGCGCUCGGCGAGCCCGCCCGAUGUGAAGCCCUUCCAGGACCCCUACGCCUACCCCGAAGAUCCCGAGGACGGAGUGCGCGUGAAGGUGGAGGUGAUGGACCCCGCCGUGGACCCGGUGCUGGCGCUCGACAACGACAUCUUCACAUCGCCGAUGCCAGACAAAAGGAUAAUGCUGUCGGCGGCGAAUCCGGCCGUUGUGACGAGUACCUCCGCGACGUUGGACACGCCCCCAGUCACCACGCGCCCCAACCGCCCCAACUUCCUGCACGUGCCAGUCAGCCUCACGCCCGCCCAGAUACACAACAGCAAGGCGCUGGGCGGCAGCAAGAUCCCCGGCAUAGAGAUCAGCACGCCCUCGAACGGGAUCCCGUUCAACUUCGACAGCCUGAUGGAGGGCGGCACGGGGCUGACGCCGGUGCACCCGCACCCGCACCCGUGCGCGCAGCAGCAGCGCGCCGCGCCCGACCUCGCCUCGCCGGACCACGGCAGCCUGGUCAGCCUC